AUGUCGAUAAGUGAAUAUCGACGGAACAACAAGGCCAAUGGAAGUCAGCCCUCCUCUUUGUUGGAAGGUAAGGGAUAAUGAAUUGUGUUGUAUAAACAACGUAUAUAUCUAUUUGUAUUUAAUUUCAGAAUGCCAGCAAUUUUCUCUUGAUGACGAACCCGAGACAGUUCAUGUUCAUGUUCCCUCUACCCACAACAGUGAUUCCAAAACCAAAUUAUUAUCGCAGUCAGAAGAAAAGAAGUCCAAUGGACAUUCUGUGAUGGACAAUCGAUGGUCCACUCAAUCCACAGAUCGGCGAACUCAUGAGAUAUCUCCUUUAACAGAUGAGAUUGACCUGGGGAGGGAUUCGGAUUCAGAUGAUCAAGAUCUCCUCCCUGUCAUCACUCAGUCCAACUCCAAGAAUAAGGACUCUAAAACCAAAUGGGCACGCCUUCUCAAAUGUUGCUCGCCUUACUGGGUACGGCCGCGAUGCAAUAUAAUGUAAAUGUGAUCCUCAACAACCUCCGAAUGAUCUCCCUUCAAACAAAUUGUAUCUCAGAAUUGUAUGAUCUCCAUUCUUUUGGACGAAACAAGUUUCUAG
Molecule: messenger RNA, 580 nt
Organism: Bursaphelenchus xylophilus (pine wood nematode)
Lineage: Eukaryota; Metazoa; Nematoda; Chromadorea; Rhabditida; Aphelenchoididae
Source: the annotation of a GenBank genome assembly